Strongylocentrotus purpuratus (purple sea urchin) is the source of this 1439-nucleotide messenger RNA. Its product is annotated as transcription and mRNA export factor ENY2-like. Gene Ontology annotation, cellular component: SAGA complex; nuclear pore; DUBm complex. Gene Ontology annotation, biological process: poly(A)+ mRNA export from nucleus; regulation of transcription by RNA polymerase II; positive regulation of DNA-templated transcription. NCBI's taxonomy places the organism in Eukaryota, Metazoa, Echinodermata, Echinoidea, Camarodonta, Strongylocentrotidae. The coding region runs from base 85 to 411 and encodes 108 amino acids. The record is from RefSeq and is a predicted model, not a curated record. Gene Ontology annotation, molecular function: chromatin binding; transcription coactivator activity. The transcript has 5 exons.
CAAGGUACUUGGAAAUUGCGUAGAUGAUAGUCAAUGACAUUCCCGCCGUUUCGAAUUCCGGUCGAUUAGUUCAACAAUUGAGGAAUGCAAACUACAAUCAUGGCCGACUAUGGAGAUAGAAAGAUUAAAGAUGCCCAGAUGAGAGCCAGUAUCAACCAGAAACUGGUGGAGACAGGAGAGAAAGAGAGACUGAAGGAGCUCCUGAGGAAUAAACUGAUAGAGUCAGGCUGGAGAGAUGAACUGAAGGCACAUUGUAAAGAGGUUGUGAGGAGAAAAGGACUAGAGCAUGUGACUGUAGAUGAUUUGGUUGCUGAAAUAACACCCAAAGGAAGAGAACUUGUACCCGACGAGGUGAAGAGAGAACUGCUGCAUCGGAUCCGAGCCUUUCUAGCCCAGCAAUCCAACAUCUGAUAAUCCUGCUGCUGCAGCGAGCCGGGUCCAUCAUGUGUGUGUCCAGCAACUCUCUUGAGUAGCGUGUCAAAGGUCGACUCGCUCACUGCGUGUUUCCAACUCCACCUUGAUCUCUGUUCUGUGUCGUCCCAAGUGAUUACCUCUACUGUAAUGUUGAGUAGGAAUGUCGAGAAGGCGUCUACCUCUGCAUCGUUUCAUUCAUUCAUUCAAAAAGAAUAUAUUCAUAAUACACUCAAAAAGGCAAACAAUGGAUAAAAUGCCUAUCGUUUUCUGUAGAUUUAGUGCUUUGCACGCCCAUACUUUAGGUAGGAUUUUAGAAAUCAAGUACUUGUAUGAAAUCUUGCUAGGGCCCUAGCUGUAUCAAAGCCUAGAGACUGCGUCCGAACAUUAUUGUCAUUGAAUGAUUUUUCAAGUGUAAUCCCUAAACCGCCUAUCUGCUGGGAGUGCACUCAGAGAUUCUGUGGAAGUUCCGUCCCAAUUGUCGCAACUAACUAAAAAAGUAAUCAGGUUUGUUGACGAGGAUCUGAUGAUUUAAUCUUGGGGAUUUCACUGUGACUGUCACAGGGCAGUAUCAAUCUGAAUCCGUUGUUAUCUGCUAGUGAGAGGUGAUAUAUGAGGAUUUCAUUUUGUGAGAUGAUCAUCAUAAAUAUUAUAGUCAUGUUUAAUAGAGUGUUGAAAUAUAGUGUAUUUUUAAUGCAAAUUCUGUUCUGUGUAUUCAAACUCUAUCUGAAAGGGAAAUUAUCUUCAAAAAAGUGUGCUUUGAAUGUUAUAGGUUUUAUGCUAGCAUGUGAUAUUCGCACUACCUACCGACCUCAAAUAUCAGCAUCAUUUAAGAGAAAUCACUGGUUUAAACACUUUAAAAAAUAAGGAGGUUGUGAUUAGUCUACUCGAAGUACCAUAUAAUUUGCCCUUUUUUGACAGCCUGGUGUACUUUUUACUAUGUUAUUAAUCAAAUGAAGAAGAUGAUGAAUCCCUCAUACUGUCUGUUUGGAGCCAGAAGGGUGUUAAAGAUUAAGUUGAGUUCUGGU